AUCAGCAAAGAUUGUAGAUAUCAGAUUACAGCCGCUUAAGACCAUUCGAGCGUUUUAUAGUCGGUCAGUGUCGACUCAACCGUUAUUCUAGUAUCUCACACCUGUAGUGAGUUGACACAAUUCGUCAUGAGUCUUCCGGAACUUUUUAAGUCCAAGAUCUGUUGGGUCGUCACAGCUGUAGUUGUCUUAGCCAUCGUCAUUGGCUUGGCUGUUGGGCUUAGUAGAUCAUCAGCAGCAUCAGUAAAGGGUAGCCUGCUUGUGAAAACCAGAAGUCUAAUGCAAGUACAUGAACUGAAUGACAAUGAGUUUAGUACAAUUGUGUAUGAACCUGUCUACGGCAUAGUAGCUUUUGAUGCCUACCCAGAGAAAACUGUUUACUAUACCACAACGAAGCCUAGUGGAGGGAUUAAUUCGUCUGCAAAUGAGAAAUAUCCGCAAAUCACGCAGUACACGACGAAUUGGACGACAACUGCAUUGGCGGUAGACUAUGUCAACGACAAGUUGUUCGUACUGGACAGUGUAGAUGCUUCAUUAUACGUGAUGGACACCGAAGGAAAAUAUUACAAGACCAUAACAAACAAUCUCAAAAAUCCCAUCGACAUAGUUUUGGAUCCCUACGAGAGGCUUCUGUUUGUCUUGCAAGAAUCAUCCAUUCUUCAAAUAGACGGUUUUUCUGUGACUGAAGUAGUAACGAAGUCUAAUCUAAAAGCGCUGACGAUCGACCGUUCGUCCAAGACUCUGUACUACAGUACUAGUGAAUUCAUUGAAAGUUACAACUACAGCUCUAAAGACCACACAACGGUGUUGCCUCGAAAGGUCGACAUACCUAGUCUGGCAGCCAUAGACAACAUUUUGUUCUUUCUGGAAGUGACCAAGACAACGUCGAAGCCUCUGCCCUUAAGAACCAUUUUAAAGUCGUGCCAAUUGACUAAUGGAAUCUGUGGUGAGUUAAAGACGGAGUACAACGACGACACGUUGCAGUCGAUAAAAAAGUUCGAGAAGGAGAUACUCUCAAAGGCAAACCCAUGCAACGAGAAGAACGGCGGCUGUGAGCAUCUGUGCAUCUUAUUAUCCGAUAAGACAACCACAUGCCUCUGCAACGAAGGCUGGAAGUUGAACAAAGACAAUACUACUUGCACGAAAAAUGCCUAAGUUACGAAGAUCUGAACAAUGUACUUUUACUCAUUUGUGUGAAGUUAAGAAAAAAUAAGUAGUUACACUGAUUAAUACUGUAAACAAAUACUUAACAUCAACCGUGUUCCUCGCAUAGAAAACAUCAAAUUAUGUACACGUUAUAAGGUAGUGAGAGAUUUCAUUGAUUGUUGUAGUUAUUGUGUUAUUAAAUAUGCUUGCAGAGAUAAGAUGAAAAAGUAA
Messenger RNA from Nasonia vitripennis (jewel wasp), 1374 nucleotides. RefSeq names its product low-density lipoprotein receptor-related protein 2-like. Lineage: Eukaryota; Metazoa; Arthropoda; Insecta; Hymenoptera; Pteromalidae. The transcript is spliced from 3 exons. The coding region runs from base 127 to 1152 and encodes 341 amino acids. The record is from RefSeq and is a predicted model, not a curated record.